AUGGAGGAGUCUUACGCAUCAAAUGACAAUGAGGUCCUCAAGAGCCCAAGAUAUUAUGCUGAUGGGCAUCAAAGAGGUUCUAGGGCUUCAGCCCCUGUGAAACCUGAAGCUCAGAAGGCAGUACUUCCUAUUGAAGUGCCUGCAUUGUCUCUUGAGGACCUGAAAGAAAAAACUGAUAAUUUUGGAUCUAGUGCAUUAAUUGGCGAAGGAUCUUAUGGAAGAGUAUACCUUGCUCAGUUAGAUAAUGGAAAAGAGGUGGCUGUUAAGAAACUUGAUGUGUCGUCUGAGCCUGAUUCGAAUGUUGAGUUCUUAACUCAGGUCUCAAUGGUGUCAAGACUGAAGAAUGAAAAUCUUGUUGAGUUGCUCGGUUAUUGUGUAGAUGGAAAUCUUCAUGUUUUAGCAUAUGAGUUUGCAACCAUGGGAUCCUUACAUGACAUUUUGCAUGGAAGAAAAGGAGUACAAGGGGCACAACCGGGUCCUGUACUUGAUUGGAUGCAACGUGUAAGAAUUGCUGUUGAUGCCGCGAGGGGACUGGAAUAUUUGCACGAGAAGGUUCAGCCUUCUAUAAUACAUAGAGAUAUAAGAUCCAGCAAUGUGCUUCUGUUUGAAGACUAUAAAGCCAAAAUUGCAGAUUUUAACCUAUCAAAUCAGGCUCCUGACAUGGCUGCUCGCCUUCAUUCUACUCGCGUUCUUGGAACAUUUGGUUAUCAUGCACCAGAAUAUGCAAUGACGGGACAGUUGACACAGAAGAGUGACGUGUAUAGUUUUGGGGUUGUUCUGCUUGAGCUUCUAACUGGAAGGAAACCUGUUGAUCAUACCAUGCCUCGUGGGCAGCAGAGUCUUGUUACCUGGGCUACUCCAAGACUGAGCGAGGACAAAGUUAAACAAUGUGUUGAUCCAAAACUCAGAGAGUAUCCUCCGAAAGGAGUUGCAAAGCUGGCAGCUGUAGCAGCACUGUGUGUGCAGUAUGAAGCUGAGUUUCGACCAAAUAUAAGCAUUGUUGUCAAGGCUUUGCAGCCACUGUUGAAGUCAACCGUCCCGGCCCGUGAGAUAUAG
This is a messenger RNA of Fraxinus pennsylvanica, 1056 nucleotides long. Lineage: Eukaryota; Viridiplantae; Streptophyta; Magnoliopsida; Lamiales; Oleaceae. The record is from the annotation of a GenBank genome assembly.